Macadamia integrifolia is the source of this 927-nucleotide messenger RNA. Its product is annotated as probable leucine-rich repeat receptor-like protein kinase At1g35710. Lineage: Eukaryota; Viridiplantae; Streptophyta; Magnoliopsida; Proteales; Proteaceae. The coding region runs from base 1 to 927 and encodes 308 amino acids. Gene Ontology annotation, molecular function: protein binding. The transcript has a single exon. The record is from RefSeq and is a predicted model, not a curated record.
AUGGAUGAGGCUCUCCUUCAAUGGAAGGCCAGCCUUUUUCGCUACCGUGUCCAUAACAAUUCCCAACUACUACUCCCUUCAUGGACGAUGAUGAUGAUGAUGGCAAACAGAAGCAGCAACGUCGACCCAUGCAAGUGGGAGGGAAUUACUUGCAAUGAGGCAAGAGGACUCAUCACCAUAAUAAACCUCUCAAGUAUGGAUUUACAAGGUACGCUCCAUGACUUUACCUUCUCAUCCUUUCCUAACCUCCUCCGUCUUGAUCUCCAUGAUAACUCACUUUUUGGACCUAUCCCACCAUGCAUUGCCAACCUUUCCCAACUGUCCAACCUCAAUCUCUCCAUCAAUCACUUCUCUGGGAACAUCCCAUUUGAGAUUUCCCUAUUGAUGAAUCUUAGUGAGCUUGAUUUCCACAACAACAAUCUCACGGGCUCAAUCCCUCCAGCUUUAGGCUCUAUGAAGAACCUGAAAAUUCUACAUCUUGCUGAGAAUCAACUUUCUGGUCCCAUUCCCCUCGAAAUUGGGAACCUUUGUAGCCUCACUGUGCUGAAAGUGUCUGAGAAUUACUUCCUAAAUGGUUCCAUCCCUUCCACCGUUGGAAAUUUGAGGAAGCUAAACAUCAUACACCUCCAUAUAAACUCAUUCUCUGGUUCCAUUCCUGUGGAAAUUGAAAACAUGUCCAAUCUUUAUAAGCUAUCAUUGUGGAGUAACUUUUUGACAGGUUCUAUCCCUCCAGAAAUUGGAAACUUGAGAUCUCUUACUGUACUUUUUUUGGGGUUCAAUUAUCUCAGUGGUUCAAUACCUACUUCUUUUGGAAAUUUGAGCAAGCUAAACUUCAUACACCUCUAUUCAAAUUUACUCUCUGGUUCCAUUCCAACAGAAUUCAGAAACAUGACCAGUCUUCAGGAACUAGCUAUCAUUGGCAAUUAA